Pectinophora gossypiella (pink bollworm) is the source of this 1034-nucleotide messenger RNA. Its product is annotated as carbonyl reductase [NADPH] 1-like. Bases 105 to 938 code for a protein of 277 amino acids. Gene Ontology annotation, molecular function: carbonyl reductase (NADPH) activity. The transcript has a single exon. The record is from RefSeq and is a predicted model, not a curated record. NCBI's taxonomy places the organism in Eukaryota, Metazoa, Arthropoda, Insecta, Lepidoptera, Gelechiidae.
UCAAAAUCUGAAAAUGACCGGGAGGAGGGGUCAAUAGGUUUGGUGAUAAAAUAAAUAAUUAUUUUUACAGCGUAGUAUUUUCUACGUAUUUGUUUCGAAAUUUUAUGUACAAAAUGGAAACCAAAGUAGCAGUAGUUACAGGAAGUAAUAAGGGUAUAGGGUUCGAGAUUGUCAAAGGAUUGUGUCGGAGCUAUGAUGGUGCUGUGUACCUUACAGCUAGAGAUGAGGAAAGAGGAAAGCAAGCUGUAAAGAAAUUGGAAGAACUCGGAUUCAAGCCACUGUUCCAUAUGCUGGAUGUCACGAGCGAAGACAGUGUCCAGGAUUUUGCCACAUAUAUUGCAAAACAUCACAAAGGAAUUGAUGUGUUGGUAAAUAACGCUGGAAUAUUAGAUUUUGAUAAAUCUGUUUCAUCGUAUGAAGACGCCAAAAAACUCAUUGAUACAAACUUUAUGAGUAUAUUGACGAUAUCGAAAAUACUGUAUCCCCUUUUAAAAGACAAUGCUCGCAUCAUUAAUAUUAGUAGUGACUGGGGAUUGCUAUCGAAUAUUAGGAAACAGGUUUGGCUGGAUACGCUGAUCAAAGACGAUCUUUCUGAGGAAGAAAUUCUGCAGUUUGUAAAUGACUUCCUACAGGCAGCAAAAACUGGAAAGAGUGCAUUUGUGUCGUUUGCGGGUCAUUAUGGAGAUUAUAAAGUGUCAAAAGUGGCUUUGUCAGCUCUGACUUUUGUUCAACAAAGGAAGUUUAAUGAGCAAGGCAAAGGCAUAUCCGUAAACUGUGUUCACCCUGGUUUUGUUAAGACUGAUAUGACAAAAGGCAUGGGUGAUUUUACUCCUGAGCGUGGUGCACGGGCCCCUCUCUACUUGGCACUGGAGGCACCCCAGACGCUCAAGGGAACUUUUGUUUGGCAUGAUUGUCACCAAGUGAACUGGGAUGAUUAAGGAUAAUAAUGGUUGUUCUUUGUUGUUUCAUAACCAUGUUAAUCCUGUGAUAGUGUCACAUACACUUUAAAUUUAAUAUAUGGUUUCUUUUAUUUA